AUGAAAUUCAACGAAGGCGUCUGGUACGGCCGCGAGGGUGUCAUCGUCACCAACGCCGUCGAGGUCAACCAGCUCACGUCGAGCGACGAUGACUCUGCCUCGUCCAUCCGCACGCCCAAGGGAACCGCACCGUUCAUCCGUGCUCUUUGCACCACCCGACACAUCAAGCACCGCGGUGACCUGCUCAACAAGCCCGUUCUCACCGUCAACGUCACAUCGCCCGCUCCGGGUAUCAUUGGCAUCGAGGCCAUCCACUUUCACGGCAAGCCCGAGCAUCGCGAGCCCACAGCGCCCCACUUUCCCGGUGGCUUGCCCGCCAAUCUCGGCGAGGCGACUAUAACUGUCGCCGAGGACAGCGCGACACUCACAGCUGCUGGGGGCUCUGCGUCGGCCGUCGUUGACACGCGUCCCGACAGCUUCAGCAUUGACAUUCGCAACGCGGCCGGCGAAAGCGUCACAUCGCUCGGCAAGGACAGUGUUCAGUGGAUCCUAGACACAGUAGCCUCGCCUCGAGACGCCGCCAAAGAGAAUGCCGCGACUGCGAUUCAAGACCCGUACUACCGCUUGCCCGCGUCCCGCCGCAAGCCAUACAUGGCCAUGCAUGUUGGCCUCGAUGUCAAUGAGAAAGUGUAUGGCCUCGGCGAGCGGUUUGGACCCUUUGUCAAGAAUGGCCAAAAGGUGGAGAGUUCCAACGACGAUGGAGGGACGAGCAGCGACUCUGGCUACAAGUGUAUUCCAUUCUACCUCACAAACCGCAACUAUGGCGUCCUCGUCGACCACCUGGACCACGUCUCCUUUGAAGUUCAGUCGGACCGCAUGACCACCGUCCAGAUGAGUGUCCCCGGCGAGCGCAUCCGCAUCUUUAUCAUGGUCGGCGACAGUCCCAAGGACGUGCUGUCCAAGUACACCAUGUUCACCGGCCGCGCCCCGCUUGUGCCCGACUGGUCGUUUGGCUUGUGGCUUUCAACUUCCUUCCUGACCGACUAUGACGAGGCCACUGUCAUGAAGUAUGUGGACCGCAUGGCUGAGCUGGACAUCCCCCUCUCAGUCUUCCAUUUCGACUGUUUCUGGAUGCGCGCCCACUCGUGGUGCGAUUUCCAGUUUGACCCCAAGUUCUUCCCGGAUCCCGCAGGCUUCCUCAAGCGACUCCACCAAAAGGGUCUCAAGGUGUCGGUCUGGCUCAACCCCUGGGUCAGUCAGCACAGCCGCCUGUUCGCCGAGGGUGACGCAAACGGGUACUUUGUCAAGCGCCGCGAUGGCCGGACAUUCCAAACGGACGACUGGCAGCCCGGAACGGCGACGGUUGACUUCACCAACCCGGCCGCCAAGAAGUGGUGGCAAGGGUACCUUGUAGAGCUGCUCGACCUUGGUGUCGACUGCUUUAAGACCGACUUUGGAGAACGUAUCGUUACCGAGGACGUCGUGUACCACGAUGGCAGCGACCCACGCACCAUGCACAAUGCCUACUGCAUGCUUUACCAGCAGACCGUGUUUGAGACCAUUGUAGCCAAGCGUGGCGCCGACGAGGCCAUUGUCUUUGCUCGCUCCGCUACCACCGGCACGCAGCGUUUCCCAGUACACUGGGGAGGCGAUGUCGACGCCAAGUUCACCGGCCUUGCCGAGACAAUCCGUGGUGGCCUGUCCAUCGGCCUCAGUGGCUUUGGAUACCACAGCUCGGACAUUGGCGGUUUCAAGGGCGAGGGCAAGGCCGGCGGCGACUCUGGUGCCAUUCCGCCAUCGGCCGUCUACAAGCGUUGGGUGCAGUUUGGCCUCUUGUCCUCGCACUCGCGCCUUCACGGGUCUGCCAGCUACCGCGUUCCGUGGGUGAUUGACGACGAGGCCUGUGUCGUCGCCUCCAAGUUUACGCAUCUCAAGGGCCGCCUAGAGCCGUACUUGACGUCGGCCGCCAUCCGCGGGGUCGUGGCUGCCGGCACCCCACUUAUGCGCGCCAUGCUCUUGGAGUUCCCCGAGGACCGCAACGUCUGGACCCUCGACCAGCAGUACAUGCUUGGCGACAACUUGCUCGUCGCCCCUGUCUUUGCAGAGAACAAGGUCGACUACUACCUUCCUGCCGGGACUUGGACCAACGUGCUCACUGGUGCCGAAGUGGACGCUGGCACAGGCCGCUGGGUGGCAGAGCAGCAUGGCAUGAUGACCCUUCCACUGCUCCUGCGGCCUGGCGCUGUGCUCGUCAUUGGCCGCAAGGGCCACGGCGUGCGUGACUCCAUUGCGACCAGGGGUUUCACUCUCGUCGUGUCUCGUGCCACUAUCAAGGCCAACGUCAGCGUCGCUCUCCGUGGUGGCAAGUCGGUCGACGUCGAAGUCAAGCCUACGACCAAGGAUGGCGAGGUCGUUGGCGUCACGGCCGCCCUCGCGGGCAAGGCUAUGCCGUUUGAGGUGCUUGUGAUCGGCAACGGCAAAGGACUGGACAAUGAGGCUGAGGGGUCGUAUGCGCAUGCUGAGGCCAAGAAGAAUGUCUGCGAGGUUGUGUUCUAG
Molecule: messenger RNA, 2496 nt
Organism: Apiotrichum porosum
Lineage: Eukaryota; Fungi; Basidiomycota; Tremellomycetes; Trichosporonales; Trichosporonaceae
Exons: 3
Coding region: 1-2496 (831 amino acids)
Biological process (GO): carbohydrate metabolic process
Molecular function (GO): hydrolase activity, hydrolyzing O-glycosyl compounds; carbohydrate binding
Source: RefSeq, a predicted model, not a curated record